GUCUUCCCCCCGGAAGUGUCGUUCCUGGUGGCAGCGGAGUGGAGCUCAGCUGUUCUGGGCACAACAGCGUGUUCUGACACCUCUAAUGGCGCCUUGUGUUCACUGUUUCGCCUCCUAACUACACCCCGCUACUUCCUGCUCCACCCUCGCCGUCCCCCCCCCUCGCGUAGCGGGCCGCAGUGAGCGCUGUUCGGCGGCCGCGCUGGUGUCGUGUGCAGGAUGGCGGUGUCCACAUCACAACAAGUCGCCCUGGCUUUCACCGCCGUGCUCUUCACCUUCGUCGUCCUGCCGAGGAUGUUCGGCGUCAGCAGCGGGACCGCGGCCAAGGACACGAGGUUCGACUCCCGCUACUCCAGGAAAGCAGGUCCGGGUCCAGGCGGAGUCCGAGGUCAGCCCAUGACCGUGAACGGCCCCGGCGCCCCUCAGACCGCUGAGAACAUGCAGCAGAUGAAGAAGCUGAUGGAGCAGGAGCUGAAAGCUGACAAGUUCAAGUCCAACAACAACAACAACAAGGGCUACGUGUUCACGCUGAUGCCUCUGUACGCCAUCGGAGUCGGAGUGUUUGCAGCCUACAAGUUUCUGAAGAUCAAGUCGGCAGACGACCAGGCACAAAAAGACAAAUUUGCGAAAGGGGCCAAAAAAUCGGUGGAGGCAGAGAACCAGUUGAACGAGCUGGAACAAAGACUCGGACAGACUGAGCGGAUGCUCAACUCCAUCCUCACACAGCUGGACCCGCUCACUAACUGUGUGAAGUCAGUGGCCCAGGAGCAGAAAAACGAGAUCAUGUCUCAACUACAAACCAUCCGCUUCCUGAUGAAGAAGAGAGGAAUGGACUGUCCACCGCUCAACAUAAACGAGGCCUCCUGUGAGAAGAACCUGGAUCACCUCAUCGAGUCCCUUGGGGUAAAGGACUUCUCUGCAGCCGCUGCUUCUUUGGGGGACAGCGAGACCUCUGGAGUAGCAGAGACCUCGGAAAAAGACUCUCCGAAAAAUUCAGAAGCAAAAGAUGAAGCUGCAACAGAAGGUGAAGAGAUGAAGGAGCUCGUACCAGAGGAAUCUGAUGGGGAAGCAGAAAAAGAAGGAGAUAUGUCGGAGGAGGAAGAGGAAGAGGCGGAGGAAGAGGAGGAAGAAGAAGAAGAAGAAGAAGAAGGACUGGAGGACCGUGAGCUCAUGCCUUCUUUAGAGGACUCUUAUGAGCCAAACACUGGGGAGGUGUCGCCUGCAACCGGCCUCAGGCGACGCAACAGGCCUGAAUGACUGCACGAAUUCUGCAGUGUAUAGAAAUGUAAUAGGUUAUUCUGAAUAUUUAUUAUCUGAAAGGCUUUCCUUCCAAAAUGCUGUCUACCUAUUCAUCCCAGACAUAUACGGCAUUAAUAAGAAACAUUAACCUCAUAUCCAAAGACAUGGGGCUGUAUUUUCCUGUUAUAGACACAAAGACAAGCACGAGCUAUAGAUCUUGUACACACCGCAAAACAGGGUAUAUGCAAGUGCAUGCGCUAUUUUUGCUCGUAUGCCUGCAGUGUGCUACAAUAUCAUGGUUUUCUACAGUUUCAAAGUAACCCAGUGGUAGUUCGUUAUACAUCCAUGGGCACAUUGUACAGAGACGGCCAAUUGUCAGAUGCCAGUUUGACCUAAUGGGUCAAAAUAACAGUCAGUAGAGCUAUACCCCUGCCAAGGCCCCACGCUCGCCAUAAAUUCAAUCAAGCUGCACCAAAUAUCGCACCCUUUUAGAUAAAAGUCCCUUAAAUGUGCCGUUUAAAAAAAAUUAAAAAAAAAUUCAAUAUCCAUAAUUUAUUCUUUAGGAAAUCAUUGAAAAGGAUAAAAGUAAGUGAAAAAUAAAUCCUGGAUUCGCACCAAAAUCUAAUGGAUUCUUCCCUGACUUGUACCACAUCCUACACAGAGUUUUGUUGAUAAUCCGUCCAGUAGUUUUUGCGUAAUCCUGCUAAAUAAUACAAGUUUAAAAAAAUAAGGCUCACGUGCACAGCUAACACUAAAUGACUCUGCUGCAUUACACCUGCCUGUUCCACAGAGUCCCCAAUAUGUGUGAGCUGUAGUUCCAAAAGUGUAUAUAUCACAAAAUAUGCAGAUGUUAGCAACAGAAGAUUGGGUAACAAAAUUACAGAUGUAAUCCUAAUAUAAAAAAAAUAAUGCAUAAAAGAUCAAGUCAUCUAAAUAAAACAUAAUAAAUAGAGGAUGACUUCAGUAGUUUUAAAUCUUGAGAUAAACAAUGGUCUAAAGUGUUGUGGUAUACGUCUAUCGCUUGUCAGCAGGGAGAAGAGGCUGUGGCAGGUGUCUGUGUCGCCUUGUAGUUUCCUUUGGGCUCUGCACAGGUGCCUUGUUUCUCUGAGAUCUCCGAUGCGCAGUAGAUGGAUACUGAUGAUGUUCUGCGUGGUUUUAAUCACCUGCUGCAGAGCCUUCCCGUCCUCAUGCUGCUGUAUCCAUCUUUUCACAGUAAUGAGGCUCAGCUGGGCUCCACUGUUUGGGGAUGCAGUUGCCCACCGAGACUUUGAGACUUUGGAAACAUCUGCUCUAAGAUAUCAAAGCUACUGCCUAAUCUAGAAAUGCCAGUUUAUGUGUGGGGAAAAAGUUUUUUUUUUUGUAUCCCUCAGAAAAACCUACACUUUGCCUUGUGAUGCCUCAUUAUCAGCAUGGGACUGCACCAUGUUAGCUGCACCCAGGCACAAACAUCCAGAGAGACCACAGGGUGUUCAACCGAUGGGGAAAAUGCCAACAUAGCUACUUUUACUAUUGCUUGUUGUUUGACUCUUUGUAGUGACAUGAAAAUAGAGCCCACACUGUCCUGUAGUCUCCUGUUGUCAGUCAUUUUAUAAUACUAAUAAUCCCAUUUUUAAUCAGAAUUAAUAAGUCAUCGGUUCAAGUUUUUACCUGUCAGAAAAUGCCAAUCUAUGCUCCAUGCUAAAAGGGGUUUAUGCUGUGUUGUUGCUAGUUUGCCUUUACUGUUCCUUUCUCCAUGCACGCAUCUACCAACAUUGCUGCAUUUCAGUCAUGUCUCACUGGGACAGUUCUAUAGUUUUAUAGUUGCAUCUUAACCCUCCUCCAUCCUGUGCUGCCACCCCCAGGUUGCUAUUGGACUAACAAUCCAAGUGUCAGUCACGUUUGUAUGAGGAAAUGCAUAAAAGUCUUACAUGAAAAUGUAAAUAUCCUUUUUUUAUUUUGGAUAUAUUCAAUUUUUUUUUCAUCACAAAGGAAGUAAAGGUAAUGCUGCCGGAUGUGGGGAGCCUACUUGGCCUGUAGAAUAUUAUAAUGUUCGUUUUAGACGUGUGAACUCGGGCUUGUGCCAUGUUGUCGAUACCUCCAAUCAUAUCUAUGCAUGUUUUAUUUGCCAUUACUGUUUUCGCCUGCAUAAUGUUACUGCAUGAUACUUUCAUUUACUCAUCCGAAAGGAAUAUGACAAUCAUCUGAUCAGCCAACUGACAUGAAUUCAACGUUUCUACUGCUUUAAUGGUACUUAAAAGCAAUCAAUUGUCA
Molecule: messenger RNA, 3489 nt
Organism: Hippoglossus stenolepis (Pacific halibut)
Lineage: Eukaryota; Metazoa; Chordata; Actinopteri; Pleuronectiformes; Pleuronectidae
Gene: ccdc107
Product: coiled-coil domain containing 107
Exons: 6
Coding region: 220-1257 (345 amino acids)
Biological process (GO): synaptic transmission, cholinergic; protein localization to cell surface
Cellular component (GO): intracellular membrane-bounded organelle; neuron projection; neuronal cell body
Source: RefSeq, a predicted model, not a curated record